UGUGUGUUCCGGACGUACGCACGCGCUCCAUGUUUUGCAUUUAUAAGAGUCGACGUUUCUCCGCUCGUGUCUGCAUGUGUACGUUUGUGUGUAUGUGUCUGCGCGCGUGAGUGUGCGCGCACGGCGUGCGUGUACGGAUGAGUUCAGCGUGGUAGUAACCCCGUGCCGAUCGAGUCGCGCGCCUUAGUCUCCGUUCCGUUUGUCCGCGCGCCCAGAGAGAUGCGUUUGAGUGGCUGAUCCACCUUUAGACGUCCAUCUGGUCUCUCUCUUUCUCGCUCUGUCUCUCACUAUCUCUCUCUGUCUCUCACUAUCUCUCUGUCCUUUUGUCUCUCUCUCCCUCUCUCUCUCUCCCUCUCUCUCUCUCAGACAUGGACCUCCACCGAGCUGCGUUCAAGUUGGAGAGCUCCUCGUAUGUUCCGAGCUCCAUGUCGUCUCCUGCCCUCAUGGUUCUGGCGUCGACGGCCGAGUCAGAUCGCGAGCCGUCCGUUGUCCCGUGCCAGACCGCGCGUGCGUUCAGUGUUCCGGUCUCCCUGGAAAAAGACAUGCACCUUCCAUUCCCCGGCGGCUCCUACACCUUUUCCUCUGUGUACCAGAGGCAGGGAGGCUUCACGCCCCGAGACUUCCCCGCCUCGCUGCUCCACCUGCACCCGCAGUUCGCUCCGGCUCCACUGAGCAUGCUCGGUCCCGGCGCAGUUGGAGCCUUCCGGCCAUUUGCUUCCCAGACCGAGGACAGAGACACAGGGAUUUAUCAUUCCGCCUUCCUGCCCACCAAGAGGCUGAAGGGAGGACCUGAGCCGGACACGUCCCCUCGUCUGUGCUACGCCAUUGCCGAAGGGAAGGAGUUCGAAUUUGGGGUCAACCAACUGGCCUCUGGGUCUCCCGGCGCCCUGAAAGGAGCUGAGGAUUCUGGGAAAAAGAGGUUCAGUGUGUCAGGGCUGCUGGUGGAUGCCGAGGCCUCAUGUAGCCCUGAGGAUCAAAAGGAGGGAUGUAAGGUGACGUGUGUGUGUGAUGUUCAGGCUCCCGUGUGUCCCGUCUGUCACCUGAUUCUGCGACCUGAUGAGCUGCAAGAGCAUGUGGAGCAGGAGAUGGAGAGACUAUCACAGCUGCACCUGAGUGUGAGUCCUGCACAGAGUGAGUGUCUCUCGGCCGGAUUGUCCAGGUCUGUGUUUCCUGUCCACAUUAAGCGAGAAGGUGGAUCGUGUGUUUCGUCGCCCCGCCCCCUUGACGACGCCGUGCACUCCGACAGGUACCAGACGUUUUUACGAGUUCGAGCCAACAGACAGACACGACUCAGCGCUCGCAUUGGGAAGAUGAAGAGGAGGAAAGUGGAGGAAGAGCAGAGAGACGGUGUGUGUGUUGUGGAAAACAGCUCUGUGGCAAUGGCAGGGACAGGAGACGAGUGUGAGUGGACGGAACAGAGGAGAGUGCAGGUGGUGUCCAUCCUCACCGGAUUCACAGGUUUAGUACACAGUGCGUCUAAGGAGCAGCAGGACAGUGAUGUGGACUUGGACGUGGACGGAGAUGAUACUCUGAGUUACGGCAGAGCGCAAUACACGGAGACGGAUGUGAUCCCGAGCGCCGGAGACGCCGAGGACAACGAGAUGCUCUUAAAGGAAGCAGUGAGUGGACGUUCUCCAGAACACAGCCGAUGGUCCACUGCAGAAGCUCCAUCUACGAGUCAUGAAGACCACAUCAGGCCAGAUGUCAGUGUGAACGUGUCUGCAGCCUGCAGGAGCUGUCAGUUUGAGUUACCCUCUUGUGACUCUUUUAACACACUGGAAGCAUUGAAGUCACGGAUCCGAGACCUGGAGAAGCAGCUGACUCGAGGGGAUCGGAUCAAGUGUCUGAUCUGCAUGGAAUCGUAUACGAUACCCCUGACGUCCAUCCAGUGCUGGCAUGUGCACUGUGAGGAGUGCUGGCUCCGUACGCUGGGAGCGAAGAAGCUGUGUCCACAGUGUAACACCAUCACCUCACCCGGAGACCUGCGGCGAGUGUAUUUGUGACGAGGUCGUGCUACAGCCCCGGACACACACUCCGCUCCCUGAAGACACCUUUCUGAUUGGACUUUGAUUAAAGACGAUCUCUUGCUUUUAUGCUACAGCAAAGGAGAAAAAAAAGCUAUUUCAGUCAGUAUUUUCUAUCCCUGAUUUUUUUAAUGGUGAGUGUUUGUGAGUGUUUAAAGCUGGUGGUGUAGACGCCACUGACAAAAAACCUGGCAAUGAAAAAUCGACUCCAGGAACUUUCCUUCUGUAAAUACUAACUUAAUAUUUGAGCUCUGAUUAUGAGCCUUUAUAACCACACAGCAGGAAGGAGACUUAAAUUAACAGAUAUUUCCUUUCUCUCUCUCUCUCUCUCUCUCUGUCUGUCUCUCUCUCUCAGUAUAAAUAUGUUAAGCAAGACAACUUGUACAUUUGUACGUUUAACUUCUACUGAUUUUGUAAUGGAAUAGAUUUUCAGGAGCCUUCACGACUAAAAUACGAGCCUGUAACGAUAGAAUACGAUUUUUAGUCGAUUUUCUCGUAAGUCAUUAGCAAAUUUGUCUCAAACAGGAUGUUACGUUACCAAGAAUUCAGCUAGCUGAUAGAAAGCAGGGGUUUAGGACCCUAUACUGACCCCGGGGGGGGACUUGCUCCUAUUCAGGACAUGAAGUUUCAGAACCUCAGAUUUUUUAUAUUUCGAAACACUCACACUUCCUUUUAAGAUGUAUCCUGGUAGCAUCCACAUCCAGCGAAACAUCAGAAUAUACUGACUUGUUUUAUUAUUAUUAUUAUUAUUAUUAUUAUUAAUCUUUAGUAUAUUAAUAGUAAUCUAUAUAAGCUAGAGGAGCUCAGAGUGUUCAGGUUAGCGAGGUGGACAAGACUGGAUGGCGGUGAGAAGGUCAGCUCAGGACCUGGACAUAAAAAUGGAGUCAGACUAAAUAUCGUAACUUAAAAUUGUCACUUAUUUCUGUGAGUUUUCUUUAGCACAGAGUCUAGCGCUAGUUUUGUUGGUGUCUGUACUGAGCGUCAGAGCGAUUAAGCACUUUUCAUAGAUUUGACCUGAUGUUAAAGUCUUGUAAAUAAACAGACAGAUGUUU
Hemibagrus wyckioides is the source of this 3076-nucleotide messenger RNA. RefSeq names its product ring finger protein 220b (gene rnf220b). Gene Ontology annotation, molecular function: metal ion binding; ubiquitin protein ligase activity. NCBI's taxonomy places the organism in Eukaryota, Metazoa, Chordata, Actinopteri, Siluriformes, Bagridae. The record is from RefSeq and is a predicted model, not a curated record. Gene Ontology annotation, biological process: protein ubiquitination. The transcript is spliced from 15 exons. The coding region runs from base 369 to 2003 and encodes 544 amino acids.